AUGGCUAUCUAUGUAGAUCCUUAUGAGUUAGGUAACGAGAAGUUUUACACGGAUGUGCCGAAGGUGGGAGUCUGGGGUGCACAGUUCACAUCUCAUUUUUUGUGGUAUAUACAGAAGGAGUUGGGUACACAGAUUGAGCUCAGCACAACAUUUCACCCGAGCUCAACAUUUCACCCACAACUGAGAUUAUCAGUCCGACAUUCAAUGACAUUGUUUGUGGCUUUAUAUUCUAGAAGGUACCGUUCGCCCAUUGGUUGGCUUGAUGCAAUUGAGGUGGAGUUAAUUCAAGAGAGACUUCCCAGAGCACAGAGCAAGCAAAAAAGAUAUACUGACCGUAAGGUUCAUUAUGUGGAGUUCAUGGAGGGUGAGCGCGUAUUGUUGAAAGUCUCACCUGUUAAGUGUGUAAUGUGUUCUGGGAAGAAGGACAAGUUGAUUUCGAGGUUUAUAUGCCCAUUUGAGAUUCUACAGCGUAUUGGGGAGGUGGCCUAUAAGUUGGCUUUGCAUCCUAGCCUGACAGGUGUUCACCCAGUUUUUCAUAUUUCGAAGUUGAAGAAAUACUAUGAGGAUAAGUCUAAUGUGUUACAGUUAGAUACAAUGCAAGUUGAUCAGAAUCUGACAAUUGAAGAGGAGUCAGUGGCUAUUUUGGACAGGCAAGUCUGGAAGCUGAGGUCAAAAGAGAUAGCUAUAGUGACAGUGCAAUGA
Messenger RNA from Lycium barbarum (goji berry), 702 nucleotides. RefSeq lists its product as uncharacterized. The record is from RefSeq and is a predicted model, not a curated record. NCBI's taxonomy places the organism in Eukaryota, Viridiplantae, Streptophyta, Magnoliopsida, Solanales, Solanaceae. Bases 1 to 702 code for a protein of 233 amino acids. The transcript is spliced from 4 exons.